Messenger RNA from Cinara cedri, 1551 nucleotides. NCBI's taxonomy places the organism in Eukaryota, Metazoa, Arthropoda, Insecta, Hemiptera, Aphididae. The record is from the annotation of a GenBank genome assembly.
AUGGCGCUCUUGCGAAGACCGUCCGUGCCGCCACCUCCGCCGCUGCUUCACCUGACGCUCCUGUUGCUGUCGGCGGCCGCGACCGGCGGCGAUGGUCCCGGAGCCGUACAGUCCGUAAGCGCCGCCAGCGCGGCCGUCUGGUCCAAGUUCGGCCUGGUCGUCCAGAAGCACGCGGCCGGCGAAUCCGCUCACACCACCGAGACUUCUGGCAUCAUAAUGCGGGCCCCCGACCCUCAGACUGCCAGUGACAGACCGCAGCUACCGCCGCCGCCGCCGUCGUCCACGGCGAUCGCCCCAACGGCGCUAGGCAAGUCUUGGACUCAGAUAUCCGUCACCAAUCCGCCGCCUCCCAAGUCCUCGCAGCUGGUCACCGUGAGCACGCCAAUCAGGAUGACCGGGCACGGUGCCGGCGUCGGGCCUCCCGUUCAUUCUGCCUACGCGGCCAGCACGACCACGGCCAGGUCUAUGAUGCAGUCCUCCACCGCUCAGGACGUUCGCAGGGACAUACCGCACAGGUAUCAGCAGCUGAUCGGCACGUCCAAGCCGGUGAUCACAAUCACGUUCCCGCCGCCCCGGCAACCCACCCUUAGGCCGGCCUACAGUGCGGAGCAAGUGACGUCCAAAAGGGUUCGGCAGUACGAGGACGACGACGACGACGACGACGACGACGACGACGACGACGAGUACGACGUCGAAGACGACGACGACGACGUCCACGAGGACAAGGGCGAGGAGGAAGAGAUCGAAGAAAUCGUCGAAGUCCAGCACAUCGACUCCGACAGUGAGUAUAGAUUAAUGUUAUUCGUUUAGACACCGGCGAAUAAUCGAACGCGUACAAUCACCGCGUGGUAUAAGCCGGGGCGUAUUUUAAAACCUCGACGCUCCGAGACACUUGAAAAACGCCGCCGCUCUUAUAUUAUUACAAUAAUAGAACGAGAUUCGUUUAAAGAAAAAUGUUCCGCUACCAUCACCCGUUACACACAAGCACGUUAUGUGAGAAAUCCGGUUCCAGCCGUGAGGGGCGGGGGGGUGAGGAUGGACAGGGAAACACAACAGCCAGGCAAAGACGUUAAUGUUAAUUGACAGGUGCGGGCACGUGCCCGUAGCGCGUGUACGCAAAUAAUGCGCCCCCGGAGCGUAAGCAUUGAGAACCCGACGCGACGCCGGGUUUUAGAUUUUCGUCGUGAUUGGUCAUACCGCGGUUACGGCCAUUACCGCGGGCGCGGACGCCGCGACAAGCGCGCCUCAAGUUUUCUACACGCCGCCGCACGUAUCAACCGACGUCGUCAUCGCAAGCAAAAGACCGAUUCGUCGCGUUACGGAUGACUCGUCGCCCGGGUCGCUCAUCCGACAAAUCGCAUCUGAUGCGAAAAAACGUUCGGCGGCGUGUUUACUUUCGAUAACCCGACGAAAGCUGUUAUUGAAAUCGCAAUUAUCGCGCUCGGCUUCACGAAACGUAACGGUUGUGAUAUUGCCGCGUGCCCGCGUCCUAGCCAAUACCCGAAAUGUCGCACACCGAUCCGGCAGCGUCGGCCUUUGCCGCGGCGUUGA